AUGUUCUGUUCGUUUCAAUUAAAGGGGUUACUUAUGUUGCUGAAAAGUCAUUUCACGCAAUUCACAAAAGACAUUCUCUGAUUUACCAAUGAUACUAACUGUUUACUUCUGAAGCUUCAGCCACCAGUGGAGAUCAAUAGAACUUAAUUUGUGCCUCUCAAAGCACUGGAAAAAUACAAUGGAAAAAAAACAGCAACUUGUCCUUUUAUAAACAUUAUCGUUUAUUAAGAAAAAAUACAGAACAUUUGCUGGUUUCAUAAAUAUGGAAUAUCUUUGGCUUUUAGUCUGUUACAAGGGAGCAGGCAGUUCAUCAGUGAGCCCUACAUCAUGUAUUCAUGAACCGACUAAAAAGUUAACAGUCUACUCAAAACUUCCUUAGGCUACUUCAUAAUUAGAUCCAUACAAACUUCUCUGUGCAAGAGGAUUUUCACUAUGUAAAGCAACAGAUGGUGUUAUGUUUUCAUUAUGUCACCAUUGCUUGAUCUUGUUUCACUUGUUUUCUGCAGCACUUUUUCCUCUGAUGGGGUUUUGUCUUUGUUUAGUUCAUUGGUUUUGGCUUUUAAAGAAAAAUUAAACAGGCAGCCUGCCGUAGAUUUACACAGACAGUGAAAACUACGUGUUAAGAGGUAUUUAAGUUAUGUUUUGAGUAACUUUCUGCAUAACAGGCAUUAAUCCCAGACCUUGUCUUCUGUAGUUUACCGCUAACUUUCACUGUGAAACAAACGACAUUGAAAGUGGCCAUAUUAAACACUAGCAUGUGAUACAGACAGUGGCCUCAAACUUCCUUUCAUCUAUGGUAUCAAACAGGUUAAGCUUUGUUGUACAACUAAUCAUAGAACAUAUUUCCCCACUACAGUUUUUGAACCUAGUUUCAUAAACAAAAAAAGCACAAUCCAUCUUACAGUAUGUUACAGCAUGUAUCUGGGUUUAUCCUUCAAAGUGCCACUUACUCCAUAUGUGAUAAAACAUCUAUUGUGAAGUGGCUAUGUGAGUGGUGAAAAAAAGGUAUCGGUGAGUUUGGGUUAUGCAGGUCACGAGCAGUGGCCUCAUUGGGCAUUAGAGGUGGUAUGAGCCAGGGGGGCAGAAGUGCCCUUUAUGGGUGGCAGACUUGUAGGUCCAAAGGUGUCUGGCUCUCUGCCCAGACAUGCCAUGUGGGAUUCAGAUGGCAGGGUGGAAUGAAAGGAGAGGGGCGCACACCGCUCUCUAGCUGCUUCUAAGAGGAACACGAACAGCAAUUUUGUCCACCUACUCUCCUUUUUUUUGGUUUUUCGGUUGCCACCAUACCAGCACAGAGCAUUGUAAACCCACUACCAGGACGACUGAGGCUUCUUUCCUUUCUCACUGCUUUCUCAGGAUGUGAAAGAGACCACCAGUGACAUCAGAGAGCCCGUUCUGGUCUAAUGAAAUCUCCAGAUGCCAGCAGUCACCACAACCACUUAGUGACUAGUCAGGUUUGAUUUUGUUCUGCUAAUGUGCUGUGACAUUUUUUGCAUCUGCAGGAUUGAGUUGAUCUUGCUUGGAUGUUGAUAUGUCAAGGCACAUUAUCAUAAUGAAAUAAUCAAACUGAAAGCAGCCAGUGGAGAAAACAAUUUUGCCCUUGUCUCUGUUGUUGUCAUUGCUCCGAUUCUGUAAACCAAGAGCACGAUCCUCUUAGUCCUUGUCGUGGGAAAGACUGAAAUUACAUCGCUCUCAUGGUGGACUAUUUUGAGCUCCCAAAGAGAGUGGCAGAGGGCAGACGGCAGGUUCUGGUGACUCGUUUGUACUUAGUGCAGGAGAAUCCCUCUCGUCCCAGUACGUCUGCAGCCUUCAUCUUUUACUGCUCAAGUGCUUUGCGAUCUUAACGGGGAGAGGAGUGGAAGAAUGCUGUGCACUACAUCGCUAGAUCUGGAGCCUGAUGACAACAACACAUCAUUCUACAUCCUAAACGUGGGCCAGCCCCAGUCUGUUGUCACCAACCACCAGUCUAUUGCCCUGCCUCGUCAUGGCAUGCAGUCCCACUCCCAGGUGAUCAGCACUUCCCCACGCUUUCAGUCACACAAACCAGGAUCUGAACCUCUGAGUUACGAGGCACAAGACUCCAAAUAUGGCACCUCCCCCCUGCUACCUUCUGCGCCUGUCGAGGCACCGAAGGCCUUUGAGUGCCCCAGCAUCCAGAUCACCUCUAUUUCCCCUAGCUGCCAGCAGGAGAUGGAUGCCAAUGAGGAGGAUCUCAGGGCCAAUGGCCCUGAUGGGGACUACCGUGGUGAUAGGCCCUUGUCCAGAGACCACCUAUAUUUGCCCCUGGACCACUCAUACCGGGACUCCUCACUGAGCCCUAGCCCAUGCAGUAGCCUCUCGUCUAGGAGCUGGUUCUCUGAUGCCUCCUCCUGUGAGUCAUUCUCACAUGUCUAUGACGAUGUUGACUCUGAGUUAAAUGAAGCGGCUGCCCGGUUCACCCUUGGCUCUCCACUCACCUCCCCAGGCUGUGCCUCCCCUCAGACCAGUGGUGGAGUUUUAGACGAGCAGCCCCACUGGCAGCACCACCACCCUGCCUUUGUGCACCACUCCCACUCCAUCAGCCUGUCACCCCGACAGUCCCCUUGCCACUCGCCACGCACCAGUGUAACUGAUGAAAACUGGCUUAGCCCACGGCCUCCUUCAAGGCCCUCCUCACGUCCCACCUCACCUUGUGGGAAGAGGCGCCACUCUAGCGCCGACAUCUGCUACCCUGGCUCAUUGUCUCCUCACCACUCACCCACACCCACACCUGGACCUUCACCUAGGGGCAGUGUGACAGAGGACACCUGGGCUGGCAGUCCUUCUCUAGGCAUGUCACCCUUUCAGUGCUGUCCAUCUGAGGCAGACAUCCCAUCCAAGACAAGGAAGACCUCACAGGACAGAACAGCUAUACAGACUGGGAAAGGGGAGCUGGGCCUAGAUGACCAAGGAAAUAUGUCUCCUAACCUAGACUCUCCUUCAGAUGAGACCCUUCACAGCCUGAAGAAGGAUGGGCCUGGGGAACAGUUCCUCUCAGUGCCCUCUCACUUCUCAUGGAAUAAACCCAAGCCCGGUCAUACACCUAUUUUCAGGACCUCCUCACUGCCGCCUCUAGAUUGGCCACUGCCAAGCCAGUUUGGCCAGUAUGAUCUGAAGAUAGAAGUGCAACCCAAAGCUCACCACCGGGCGCACUAUGAGACUGAGGGCAGCCGAGGAGCUGUCAAAGCUGCAUCUGGUGGCCACCCCAUCGUCAAGCUCAUUGGCUACAGCGAGAAGCCUGUCAACCUACAGAUGUUCAUCGGAACAGCAGACGACCGUUACUUGAGGCCACAUGCCUUCUACCAGGUGCACAGGAUCACCGGGAAAACCGUAGCCACAGCCAGCCAAGAAAUUAUGGUCUCCAGCACCAAAGUUCUCGAAAUUCCUCUCCUUCCAGAAAACAACAUGUCAGCCAGUAUCGACUGCGCUGGCAUCCUCAAGCUGCGGAACUCAGACAUUGAACUGCGGAAGGGGGAGACGGAUAUAGGAAGAAAGAACACACGGGUCCGUGUGGUGUUCAGAGUGCACAUCCCUCAACCCAACGGGAAGGUGCUGUCGCUGCAGGCUGCCUCUAUUCCUGUGGAGUGCUCCCAGCGCUCAGCUCAAGAGCUGCCCCAGGUUGAGAAAUCCAGCCUGACCAGCUGCCUGGUCAGCGGGGGAGAAGAGAUGGUCAUCACCGGCUCCAACUUCUUCCCAGAGUCCAAGGUCAUCUUCCUGGAGAAAGGCCCUGAUGGACGACCACAGUGGGAAGUUGAAGCUAAAAUAAUCCGUGAGAAGUCUCAAGGUUCGUGCGUCGUGGUGGAGGUGCCUCCCUACCACAGCAAGACUGUGAGCUCAGCUGUGCAGGUGCAGUUUUAUGUGUGCAAUGGCAAGCGGAAAAGGAGCCAAUCACAACGCUUCACUUACCUUUCAGUCAUGGUGAAACAGGAGCACAGAGAUGAGCUGGACCUUCCUGUAGUACCCCCUAUGUCCAUGCCCCUGGCACAUGCUGCCAGUCUGGUGCGCACCCAGCUGCCUUCUCCUGAGCAGGGCCACCCAUCGGACAACCUUCUGUCCAGCUCCCCUCACGGCCUGGCCUCAGGCUCCGGACCUGGCCUGCUACCUCUGCAGGCCCCCUGCCCCCCCCUGGGAUCCCCGUCUUUCCAGCACCUGCCUCACCUCCAGGGCCGCAGUUUGCAGCACCCUGCUGCAGACUGCCACAUGACGUUCCAUCCAGGGUCUGCUCCUGCUCCUUCCCAGCCUUCGUUCCAGCCUAUGCAGCAUAGCCACAGUCACGGUCCUAGCUUAUCCUUCAACGGCCAGUCCAGCCUUCCUCCUCAGGGCUAUGAGAGGAUGCCCUUUCAGCACAGCCCCAGUGCAGCGUCUCACCCGAUGGGCAUGGGAAUGGUGUAUCCUUCCUCCCCUUGCUCCUCGCCAUCAGCGCCCUCCUCUUCAACUACCAACCCCAUUGCUGGGUCUCCCCAGAGUCAGCAAGCCCUGCUCAACCCCUCAUCCCCACACCUCCACACACUCGGAGGCUAUCACUGCUCCCCAAAUCCCACCCAGGUCCCCUCUCCCGGUGGACACCCCCUUGUGGGGCAGCAGCUACAGAGGGCUAUGGGCUACCACCCAGUAAGUCAAAGGUCAGCUUCAUGCCCCACACCUUCCAGUGCUCCUCCUCCACGGAUGAUCCCCUCUGCACACUCUGGGCCUUCCUCCCCUCAGCUCCACUCACUUCCCUACCAAUCUCCCACCUCGUCCUCUCCCACCUCUGGUGGCAGUCCUCUGGGUCCCCUGCAACAGCAGCAUUCAGGACAGCUUUCUCCUCAGGCUACAAGCCCAGUCAUGGCCAGUCUGUCCCCGGCAGCAGGGCAUCUGGUUCAUCCUCUAAGCCCACAGGGACCCUUCCCUUCGGACGGGGAGAGACUGAGCAUCAAACAGGAGCCAGAAGACAGGGAACCCACGUUCCGCUCCAUUGGUCUGCAGGACAUCACACUGGAUGAUGUGAAUGAAAUCAUCGGCAGAGACAUGUCCCAGUCCCCCAGCGCUCAUGGUCCUCCAUCGGCACACAGCCAGUCAUAGCUCAGCCACCUCUCAUCCCCUGUAGCUCUAAGCCCUGCAAACCCAAACCACAGCUCCAACACUGACCCCGGUCCUGGUCCAGCUGCUGGUCCUGCGUGUGACUGGACGAGAGGGCAAGAUGCGAAAAGAAAUACUGUGGUCAAAGACAGACCGUGGUUGGAGAUUCUGUUCAAGCUUCAUGGACCUUCUAGACCACCAGCUUGACAAGAAAACCCUAUCAUCAGUCUAGUCCUGCUUCAUUUCUAAUUCCACUAUUUUUUUUCUGUCAGUUAGAGAUACAGCUACAGAACUCACACCUUCACUCAGAUUAAAGAGAAAGAUGGGCAGGAGAAUGUGGAGUUACACCAAGGUUGUAAUGUUUGGAGAGCAAUGGGGAUUAGUGAGAUUGUCAGGAGGGUCUCCUUUGGCCUGACCUUUCAAAGCACAGCUGUCUUCCUGACCAAUUAGCUCUCUGUGAGUUCAGAGCACUCACUUUUUCAAAAAAACUUUGGGUAGUGGAGACAACACAGCAGCUCAUGUUGUUUUCCCCCUUUUCACCAGCAUUGACCUUCAUGAAUGAAGAUGUCUCUUGUUGGAAUAAGAGAGACUCAGGAGUUCAUGUUUUUCUCACAGAAGGCCAGAACUCAGGCAACGUUUUUUAUAAACUUGGAUACUUAAGUUCCCAGGACGCUACAAAACAUGGCGGGUUUGCCAUGUUGUAGCUGGUGAUUUUAAACUUUGGAAUUUUGAGGAAAAAAAAUAAAAGAAAAAAAUGACCUAUUAUCAGCUAUAAAAUUUGAUAAUCAAAUUUGAAACAAAGUGGCCUGAAUAAUCAGUAUUUCAGUUAUUCGUUUAAAAAAAUAAUAAUAAAAUUAAAAAAAAUCUGAAUAUGUGGCUGAACUUUUCCUCUCUGGUCCCAGUUUUUGACUCGUGGCUUAGCGAUGAGGACACUGUCCACUUCUCCCUUUGACUAAAAGAUAAAACCAUUCAGGUCCGAAGUGCCGGGGCCCAGCAGGGGGGACGAGCUCCUCUGUUUCCUGACUAGGAUCUGCAACCUGCAACAUUCCGCAACUUUUAGUAAAUUUGCAACUGUCUAGAUAGCUGUACUCUUCUGUUUCAUCUUUACGUGCUCUCCUUCUGUGUUUCAAGUUGAACAAAUGCCUUAUUAACACUUAGCAGCUUUGAAUGGUAGCGAAAGCUUUUUUGUUGUUUUGCACAGCUGGCUUUGAGUUUGACUGUAAAACUUUAUUGGAAAACAGAUGUGCGACUUGGAUCACGUGCAUAUGAUUUGAUGAAUCCUGAUGAAGGGAUGGUGUCGAGAUAUUUUAAGAUGCCCGUUAUUUCCACAUAAGUGUUUUCCUGAAUCCACAGAGGCAGAUCUCUCUGCCUCUGAAAAUUUCUUAGAAAUGCAAUAAAUCCCCAGUCUCCCAGGGGCCCUUGUGUGCCUUCCAAUCCCUAACAGCCACCAUACCUGCGAUGGUAUUGGCUUAGUCAACAUAUAAUGGGAAAUAACCUGACAAAAGUUUUGAAAGUAUUUUAUAUUUAAAGAUGUUUAUGUAUUGCUUUUAUGUAUCGUUCCCCCUUCUGUUUUGAACAAGGUAAAAUCCCAACGACAGAACAACAUCUGGAUGUAUCAGGGUCUUACACAUCUGCAGUUUGCAACAAUCAAUAUUUGCUGUUCACAAUCAGAGACUUAGUUGUCUUCAAAAUGGUGUCUAUUCACAAUGAUGAAUUUGUUUAUAUUUCUUACAGAAAUACAGUGCCUGUAUGGCAGCAAUAACACAGACUGGUGGAAAGAGUGUUUUCAGGCAGGAUUUUCAGUCAGAUGCGACGUGGACGUGAACAGACACAGAUUCUGAUGUGAAGAUUGCCGUUGGCUUCUUUUGCCUUUGAGCUUUGACAAUGACGCUCCUGCAUGUGAGAGCUGAGGAGUGUUGCUUCAGACAGUUUUAAGUCAAUUUCCAGAUGAAAAUGAUUCUGCUAUGCAUUAAACUUCUGCCUAAUGCCUUUAAAAAUGAGAAAAAGAAAGACAAAAAAGACCUUGAUGCCUAUAGAAUUAGAUUGUAGACUGUCGAUUCUCGAUAGAUUCUGUUAGCAGCCCAGAGUUGUCUGUCGGCCAGCAUGCCUUGUCAAGGACAUAGUGCAAGCAUCUUCAUAGGUUCAGUCGUGUGUGUGUGUGUGUGUGUGUGUGAGAGAGAGAGAGAGAGAGAGAGAGAGAGAUUGUUUUGUGGCUUGUUGGUGUUUGUACCAAAUAUGCUGUACAGAAGACAGGAAUUUCAAGGGUCCUAUAUUUCAACAACGGAAGCACACACAUGUAUUUAGGCUAUGCAAACUACAACAGCAGCAAAUGUGAGAUAUGACGUUAAAUAUGAAAAUGAAAUUAUGAACUAUUUGUAAUAAUGUUGCUUAUGAAGUUCACAGAGCAGAAAGAAAGAAAACAUUACAGAUAGUGAGAGUAUCAUGUCACUAUGUAAACUAUUAGGAUGCCUUAACUCUUGUUUGAAAACCAGUUUGGCAGUGUGUCUGUAUGCUGUUCUGGAUUGACUUUUUUCCAUGACUAAGACGUAAGUCAGUAACUAUUAUUAUUCAUUUUUGUUGUUUGUUGGGGGGCACAGUGUGGACACUGAGGGGAGAUGGCUUUCUUGCAUAUAAAGCUGGUUCUGCAGCUUGGAAGACUUGAGUCAACACAAAAAGCAAAGCAAACCAGCGCUGACAGUAAACUCUGGCUGCCGUCCUCUUCUGUCACAACCAAAGACCGAACAAUAUGUUCCCGUUUUACAUUAUGGUAAAGCAAAGAGACUGUACAACUCUAUUUUUGAUACUUUGAAAAGGAUGUCAUUCCUAAAAGGUUGGGGAGCGUAAUAUAUAUAUGUGUAUAUAUAUACAUAUAUAUAUGUAUAUAUAUACUAUAUAUAUAGUUUUGUAAAAUAAAAGGGAAAUACAGGUUUAGCUGAUGUUUACUGAGCCUUGUAUUGUCAUUUCUUGUAUAUUUUGUAUGUUUAAAUUUUUUUGUAAUUUUUAAGACUGCAGUGCUUUUUGAAAUUAUUCAAAGGGAAUACCUUGCAUUAUACUGUAGGCUCUAAAGUAGUGUACAUCAAUAAAACUGAAAACUCAUCUAUGGC
Messenger RNA from Scatophagus argus, 8177 nucleotides. RefSeq names its product nuclear factor of activated T cells 3a (gene nfatc3a). NCBI's taxonomy places the organism in Eukaryota, Metazoa, Chordata, Actinopteri, Scatophagidae. The transcript has 10 exons. The record is from RefSeq and is a predicted model, not a curated record. Gene Ontology annotation, biological process: calcineurin-NFAT signaling cascade; regulation of transcription by RNA polymerase II; cytokine production. Gene Ontology annotation, cellular component: transcription regulator complex. The coding region runs from base 1861 to 5076 and encodes 1071 amino acids. Gene Ontology annotation, molecular function: DNA-binding transcription factor activity, RNA polymerase II-specific; RNA polymerase II cis-regulatory region sequence-specific DNA binding; transcription factor binding.